AUGAACGAAGUCACCCGCUACCUCAAGUCGGGGGUGGCUCCAAGUACCCCCGCCCCCAAUACGUCAGUGUUGUCCGCUGCCGGUCAGGCUGACUGGGCAGCCAAGCGUCUAGUGUGGGUGCCGUCAGAGAAGCAUGGCUUUGAGGCGGCCAGCAUCAAGGAGGAGCGUGGCGACGCUGUGGAAGUGGAGCUUAGCGACAGCCAGAGACUGAUGACGCUGUCCAGAGAGGAGGUGCAACGGAUGAACCCACCACGCUUCAGCAAAGUGGAGGACAUGGCCGACCUCACCUGCCUCAAUGAAGCAUCUGUGCUGCACAACCUGAGGGAAAGAUACUACUCAGGCUUGAUUUAUACAUAUUCCGGCCUUUUCUGCGUGGUGGUUAACCCCUACAAGAACCUUCCCAUCUACACCGAGAACAUUGUGGAAAUGUAUCGGGGCAAAAAGCGGCAUGAGAUGCCGCCUCACAUUUACGCCAUAUCUGAAGCGGCCUAUCGCAGCAUGCUGCAAGAUCGAGAAGAUCAGUCAAUCCUGUGCACGGGCGAGUCUGGCGCAGGCAAAACAGAAAACACGAAGAAAGUCAUUCAGUAUCUGGCUCACGUCGCUUCUUCUCACAAGGGCGCUACCCCGAACAGGACCAAAGAAGCUUUACAGAUGGAUGGCAAUCGCUCCUUAACCAGGGGCACCACUUUGGUGAACAAGGGGGAGCUGGAGAAACAAUUGCUGCAAGCCAACCCCAUACUGGAGGCCUUUGGCAAUGCAAAAACUACUAAGAAUGAUAAUUCUUCAAGAUUUGGUAAAUUCAUCCGCAUUAAUUUUGAUGUUACGGGAUACAUCGUUGGUGCCAAUAUCGAGACCUACCUCCUGGAAAAGUCCCGGGCCACCCGGCAGGCCAAAGAUGAGAGAACAUUCCACAUCUUUUACCAAAUGUUGCAUGGAGCUCCUGAGGCAACUAAAUCUGACCUGCUCUUAGGAACUGCCGACGAGUACCGCUUUCUCAGUGGCGGGUCCAUAACUGUUCCCGGUCAGAGCGAUUCAGAGAACUUCACCCAGACUAUGGACUCCAUGGCCAUAAUGGGUUUCACCACAGAUGAGUGCACGUCCAUGCUGAAGGUGAUAUCCGCCGUGCUCCAGUUCGGAAACAUUUCUUUCACAAAAGAGAAGAACCACGAUCAAGCGUCCAUGCCUGACAACACUGCGGCUCAGAAACUAUGCCACCUGCUGGGCAUGAACGUGCUUGAGUUCACGAGAGCCAUCCUCACUCCAAGGAUUAAAGUGGGCAGGGAGUAUGUGCAGAAGGCCCAAACUAAGGAACAGGCUGACUUCGCCGUGGAAGCUCUGGCCAAGGCCACAUAUGAGCGGCUUUUCAGGUGGCUGGUGCACAGAAUCAACAGAGCUUUGGACCGCAGACAGAGACAGGGAGCCUCCUUUAUUGGUAUCCUGGAUAUUGCUGGUUUUGAGAUCUUCCUGCUCAACUCCUUCGAGCAGCUGUGCAUCAACUACACCAACGAGAAGCUGCAGCAGCUCUUCAACCACACUAUGUUCAUCCUGGAGCAGGAAGAGUACCAACGCGAAGGCAUCGAGUGGAAUUUCAUCGACUUUGGACUUGACUUGCAGCCGUGUAUUGAUCUUAUUGAAAGGCCGGCCCACCCUCCCGGUGUUCUGGCCCUGUUGGACGAAGAGUGCUGGUUCCCUCGAGCUACAGACCAGUCAUUUGUGGAAAAGCUUACCAGUCAGCAAGGAAACCAUCCCAAAUUCUUCAAAUCCAAGCAGCCGCGUGGCGAGGCUGACUUCUCAAUCAUUCACUAUGCCGGCAAGGUUGACUACAAAGCCAAUGAUUGGUUGGUGAAGAACAUGGACCCCCUUAACGACAAUGUGGCGUCUCUUCUCCAUCAGUCAUCUGAUCAUUUUGUUUCCGAGCUCUGGAAGGAAGAUAUUCAAACUCUACCUCGCGCCUACUUCUUUGACAACUAUACCACACUACAGGCAAAUGGCUCCGACAUGGACCGUAUCAUAAGUCUGGACCAAGUGUCAUCAUCUUCCGAGAGCAGCGGACCAGUCACAUUUGGCGCAGCUGGACUAAAGACGAAGAAGGGAAUGUUCAGGACGGUGGGUCAGCUUUACAAAGAGUCUCUCGGCAAGCUGAUGGCCACAUUGAGGAACACCAACCCCAACUUCCUGCGCUGCAUUAUUCCAAACCAUGAGAAGAGAGCUGGCAAGCUAGCACCGCACUUAGUUUUGGACCAACUGAGGUGCAACGGCGUCCUCGAAGGGAUCCGUAUCUGCCGACAAGGCUUCCCUAAUCGCAUCCCCUUCCAGGAGUUCAGACAGAGAUAUGAGAUUCUGACUCCCAAUGCUAUUCCUCGCACCUUCAUGGAUGGAAAACAGGCAUCAGAACUCAUGAUCAAAGCUUUGGAGCUGGAUUCCAAUCUGUACCGGGUGGGUCAAAGCAAAGUGUUCUUCAGAGCCGGCGUGCUGGCUCACCUAGAAGAGGAGCGAGACUUAAAGAUCACAGAUACCAUCAUACGCUUCCAAAGUGCGGCGAGAGGCUUCCUUGCGCGCAAAGCUUUCAUGAAGAAGCAGCAACAGCUGAGUGCUCUGAGAGUGAUGCAGAGGAACUGUCAUGCUUACCUCAUACUCAAAAACUGGCAGUGGUGGCGGCUUUUCACUAAGGUGAAACCCCUACUUCAGGUGACCCGUCAGGAUGAGGAGAUCCAGCUGAGAGAAGCGGAGCUGGUGAAAGCCAAGGAAAAAAUUACCCGAUUGGAGCAGGACUUCACCGACCUGGACAAGAAACACUCUAUGCUGUUAGAGGAGAAAGCAGUGUUGACCGACCAGCUUCAGGCCGAAGCAGAGCUGUUCGCAGAGGCCGAGGAAAUGCGGUCAAGGCUGGCUAGCCGCAAGCAGGAGCUAGAGGACGUCCUGACUGAGGUGGAGAGCCGCUUGGAGGAAGAGGAGGAGAGGGGCAUACAGAUGACCAACGAGAAGAAGAAAAUGCAGCAGACUAUUCAGGACCUGGAGGAACAGCUGGAAGAGGAAGAAGGAGCCAGACAGCGCCUCCUGCUGGAGAAAGUGUCCCUCGAGACCAAAGUCAAAAGUCUGGAGAAUGACAUUCUGACUACAAUCGAGCAGAAAGAUCGCCUCGCCAAGGAAAAGAAGCAGGUGGAGGAGCGUCUGAGUGAAGUGACGGACCAUCUUACCGAAGAAGAGGAAAAAAGCAAAAGUCUCAGCAAACUCAAGAACAAACAGGAGGCCGUCAUCGCUGACUUAGAAGAUCGUCUAAAGCGAGAGGAGCAAGGUCGUAUGGAGCAGGAGAAGUGGAAGAGGAGAAUGGAAGGCGAGGCUUUGGAGGCGCAAGAGCAGCUGUCCGACAUGGGCCUGAUUUCCAACGAGCUGAAAGGGACUCUGAGCCAGAAGGAGAAAGAAAUAACCGCUCUGCAGACUCGCUUAGAGGAGGAGAACGCGAGGCGCUCCGAAGCUCAGAGGUCAAUGAGGGAGGCCUUGUCGCAGGUUUCGGAGCUGAAGGAGGAAGUGGAGAACGAGCGAGGCAUGAGAGAGAGAGCGGAGAAGCAGAGGCGAGAUCUCAGCGAGGAGCUGGAGGCUUUGAGGACUGAGCUGGAGGACACUCUUGACACCACCGCUGCCCAGCAGGAGCUCAGGUCUCGUCGAGAGGCAGAGUUAAAUGACCUGCAGCGUUGCGUAGAAGACGAGACACGUCGCCACGAGGCACAACUGUCGGAGCUCCGAGUCAAGCACAGUGCCACCAUAGACAAUCUUCAGGAGCAGCUGGACAACAGCAAGAGAGCACGUCAGUCCUUAGAGAAGGCCAAGGUUGUCCUGGAAGAAGAGAAAAUUAGUCUAACCUCAGAGCUGAAGACCCUCCAGGCCAGUCGCACAGAGAGCGACAGAGGACGGAAGAGAGCUGAAAGUCAGCUGCAGGAACUCACCGUCCGCCUCGCUCAGGCCGACCAGGAGAGGGAAGAGCGAGAAGAAAGAAUGCAAAAACUGCAGGGAGAAAUUGAGUCUCUCUCCAGCAAUUUGUCAACCUUUGACAGCAAAUCCCUGCGUCUCUCUAAAGAAGUCUCAAGCUUGGAGAGCCAGCUUCAUGAUGCGCAGGACCUACUGCAGGAGGAAACUCGCCAGAAGUUGUCUCUGGCCGCCCGAGUAAGAGCGUUGGAGGAGGAGAAGAAUGGAUUGACGGACAGGUUGGAGGAGGAAGAAGAGAAAUCCAGAGAGAUGACUCGGCAGAUACAGACUCACAAUCAGCAGCUGUCAGAGAUGCGCAAGCAGGUGGAGGAGGUGAACAGCGCUGUGGAGAGCAGCGAAGAGGCCCGCAGGAAGCUUCAGAGAGAGCUGGACGCCACCAUCCAAAGGGAGAAGCAGCGAGAGGAGGAGAAAGAGCGUGUGGAAAGGCAGCGGGAGCGCCUUAGGGAGGAAAUUGAGGACAUGACUCUGGCCCUGCAGCGCGAGAGGCAGAACUGCACUGCUCUGGAGAAGAGGCAGAAAAAGUUCGACCAGUGCGUGGCUGAGGAGAAAGCAGUAAGCACUCGUCUGGCCGAGGAAAAGGACCGUGCAGAAGCUGACAGUCGGGAGAAGGAGACUCGUUAUCUGGCCUUGUCCAGAGCUCUACAGGAAGCCCAAGAACAGAGAGAUGAGCUAGAGAGGUCCAACAAGCAGCUUCGCUUGGAAAUGGAACAACUAGUAAACCAGCAGGAUGACGUUGGCAAGAAUGUCCACGAGCUGGAGAGAACCCGCAGGGCUCUGGAAGCAGAAGCGGAGAGCCUCCGAACUCAGACAAUGGAGCUGGAAGAGGAGCUAACGGAGGCGGAGAACUCCAGGCUGAGGCUGGAGGUCACUCUGCAGGCGCUCAAGGCUCAGUUCGAGAGGGAGCUCAGCAGUAGUGAGGAGAAGGGAGAGGAGAAGAGGAGGGCCCUGAGCAAGCAGGUGCGGGAGCUAGAGAUCCAGCUGGAAGAGGAGCGUACUCAGCGCUCCCAGGCCGUCCUGACCAAAAAGCAACUGGAGGCCGAGCUGCAGGACUCCGAAGCUCAGGUGGAAACAUCCAGCCGCAGCAAGGAGGAGGCUGUCAAGCAUCUGAGAAAGCUCCAGGCUCAACUCAAGGAGGCGCUUCGAGAGCUGGAUGAGGCCAAAAUUACUCGAGAUGAGGUCAUCGCGCAGUCUAAAGACAAUGAUAAGAAAAUUCAAACACUCGAGGCUGAAGUUCUGCAGCUCACUGAGGAGCUGACUGUAUCCGACCGACAGAGAAGACAAGCUCAGCAGGAGAGAGACGAAAUGGCCGACGACAUGGUCAACAACAGCUCUGGAAAGACGGCGCUAUUUGAAGAGAAGCGCAGGUUAGAGAUGCGUGUCAGCCAACUGGAGGAGGAGCUAGAAGAGGAACAGACCAAUGCUGAGCUUCUGUCAGAGAGACAAAGAAAGAUGGCACUGCAGGUGGAGACGCUGAACGUUCAGCUGCAAGGCGAGAGAACCCUGGCUCAGAAGGCAGAGGCGGCACGGGAGCAGUUGGAGCGGCACAACAAGGAUAUGAAGACACGACUGGAGGAACUGGAGGGAACCGUCCGAGGCAAACACAGGCUCAGCGUCGCCGCCCUAGAAGCCAAAAUUGAAUCAAUGGAGGAGCAGCUAGAACAAGAGCGACAGGAGCGCGCCAUGGCAAACAAACUUGUGAGGAAGACUGAGAAGAAACUAAAGGAGGUGUUGAUGCAGGCGGAAGAUGAGAGGAGGCACGCCGACCAAUACAGAGACCAGCUGGAUAAAUCCAUGGUUCGCUUGAGGCAGCUGAAACGUCAACUGGAAGAAGUAGAAGAGGAGAACUCGCGUUCAAACGCGCAGAAGAGAAAGCUGCAACGGGAACUAGAGGAGCUGACGGAAAACAGCCAGAGCAGGAUGCGCGAAAUCACCACCCUGCGCAACCAGCUCAGCGUCCCUGAACGGAGACAAGAGCAACGUGCUCCCUUGCCGCUAGCGAUGCGCGGACGUCGAGCCCUGGUGGACGACUACUCGUUGGACAACUCUGAUUCCGAAGAGCCGCCUGCCUCGCCUUCUUCGCUAAUUCCCCGAACCCCCACCCCGUCCUCGGAGCAGAACCUGGACCCUAAUCCGCCCCCCUACAGUGUCAACAACGUACAACAGUGA
Molecule: messenger RNA, 6150 nt
Organism: Nerophis lumbriciformis (worm pipefish)
Lineage: Eukaryota; Metazoa; Chordata; Actinopteri; Syngnathiformes; Syngnathidae
Source: RefSeq, a predicted model, not a curated record